Adineta steineri is the source of this 660-nucleotide messenger RNA. The record is from the annotation of a GenBank genome assembly. NCBI's taxonomy places the organism in Eukaryota, Metazoa, Rotifera, Eurotatoria, Adinetida, Adinetidae.
AUGAGUUUUAUAACCAAAAAACUUGAAAAGGCGCUGGGUGUUGAUUUAAAUGGCGAUGGUGUAAUUGGUUCAAAUCGCAGUCGUUCAAGAGGCGGUGGAGGUAUAGUAAAUAAAAUAGAAAAAGUUGCAGGUGUAGAUCUUAAUGGAGAUGGCUAUAUAGGUGGUGGUAGAGGUAUAAAUCGUGGUUCAGGUCGUGGUAAUUUACAAAGCCGUAGAGGAAGAGGUGGGGGUAGACAUCCAGUUCCACAAAAUUAUGGUCAACAAGGUGGUCCUAAUUACUCUCCACAGUUUAAUCAGUAUGGGGGAUCUGGAUAUAGACCAAAUCCUCAGCUGUCCAAUAAUGAUAUUUUGGUGGAUCGAUUGGAAAAAGCUACAGGUCACGAUCUUAAUGGCGAUGGUCGAAUUGGUGUCGUAGGUCCUGGCUCACCCCAUAAUCAGUACGGGCCUCCUCCUCCUUAUCCUAUAAAUAAUAAUCAAUAUGGUAAUUCUUAUAAUUAUCAACCAAACUUUAAUCAGAAUGGAGGACCUCGAUAUGGAUCAAAUCCUUAUCGGCCCAACAAUGAUAUGAUGGUGGAUCAAUUAGAAAGAGCCACAGGUGUGGAUCUUAAUGGUGAUGGACGUAUUGGUGGUCAUGGUCGUCAGUUUAAUCGUAAUUAUUAA